GCCAGAUUUCUCUUAUGUCGAAAAAUGAUGAGCCGUACUCGGAAAAUUUACCAUCGAAAUCUGAGGCAGCAAUGUGUGACAAGAAUUACGAGGAACACAUGAAGUAUGUGGAAGCGAAAACAGCCGUCGUUCUUUUGAAAGAUUCACGGUUAUGCACCAAGAACGAAUAUACCCAAUGGAUCCUAAAGACCAUCUUUCAACCACUUUUAAAACGAAAAUACGAGACAAUGGAUAUUUUGUAUCUUUCCAGAAAUCGACGACGAAUAUGGAAGACUGAUACGACCAACCAUAAUCAUGAACGCGGCAACACGUCGCGUGCUUCUUUAGCUCAGCAUCCAGUACCCGAACCAUCGAAGCCUGCCGGUCAUACUUAUGUAUUAACCCCUCGUACCAACAUCAUGACAUUAACCAGCGAAUAUCGCAUGGUUUAUGUGAUCGACUUGAGCUCGAGUCUCGCUACCGUAGGCAACGCUCGCGCUGAAAUUCUCUUAUCAGAAGUUUUCCGGACUUUGCGUAAUUCCUUGGAAGCCGUAGUACAACCCUUUUCGCUGCAAGUGUCAAAUGAAGAGAAGAUCGUCUUUCGACCUUCGAUUCGUCUAACCGUCAUAGCCGAUUGUUCACAAUUUGCUUCCAACGUUAAUAUCAUGCCUAUGCUUGUGGAACAUCCUACCAUGCGCGUAUUCAUGCAAAACGCCGUUAUAUCCGCCCAGAAUAUCCACGGUAUUAUCAAAAAGCUGUAUGCCGAAUUUUUGGCGUUUCAGCGCGACAUUACCGACUUUCGCAAGUUCUUGAAACGAAAACGAUCGCAUAUGGGCUACGAAUUGGAUGUGGGUGGAGAAGUACUGGAUGCUACCUCGAUGCCUGUCACGGCGUCUCCCACGGAAUCAUUCACUGAAACAACUACCAGUAAUCGCGAGGAACGAUCACCGAAACGGAUUGCGUCGCACACACGAUUGGCACACAGAUCAAAUCAUGCUCAAAGUCAAAACGCAAGUCCAACCAGUUUGCACGACGUGACACAACGAAGAGACACCACUUCCUAUCACUCUUCAAAGAAGGAAGUAUGGGGUAUAGGCAAAUCCGGGGCUAGUCUCUCACGCAUCCUUCAUGCUGCCCAUUUUGCGCUCAAAUUGCUACCUCACGAUGGACGGCCGCAGCUUGUCCUAAUUACUGACGGGGCGAUGAAAUCCAAAGUCCAAGACAACACGUUUGUGCGCCAAUUUGCAGAUGAAGAUAUUACAUGCCACAUUGUUCAAAUCGGCUGCCAGAAUAGCUUUAUUCCUGGUAUAAAUUUUGGGUUUGUGCCUGAUACCGAAAUCCUCAAGUUUUUAUCGCGCGCCACUGGCGGUACGUUCGUUUAUUCAGAGCAAUGUGUCAAUAGCCGGUACAGUGCAGCUGGUGCCGAUUUACCGCCCGACCUCCACGAUUUGCAAAAAGAAGAUGAUCCGUCAAACUUGACGACGAAUGACGACGUAUCGACUACCAGAAUACAAACAGUCCCUAGGAGUGAUACCACGGUUGCGCCACCUAACGCAUUUCAUCAAAUGCUCCUCUUUCGGGAAACUGCGUUAUCGAACCCAUCGUUCAACAAUCCUUUCCAAAGUAACAAUAGGGACGCCUCACAGAUGAAUAUAACGGACAGGGGAGAAAACGCCGGAAUCGAUAUAGCAGCUAAAGACAAUUUUCCUUGGGAUCCGUAUGCAAAACCACCUCAAGAUGAAUGGCGGUUACUCAAGUAUAGGGAGUAUCCUCUCUCUUGUGAAUUUUCUCAUAUCAUCGCGGCACGGUCGAGAGAGGGCUUCGAUUUACAGACGAUUAUAUUCGAAGAUGGCACGGGUGGUAAACGAUCGGAUUGGGGAAUCGAAAGCUUGGAGACGAUCGAUCUUGCCAAUCUUAGGAAAGAACGAGUGCAAAUGACCAUGGUGCUUCAGUGGCAACCGAACAUUGCUAUUGAGUACAGGAUUCGAGCAACGUGGCUUCCGGCAGUCGGGGUCAAUUCGGCCAAGAGUGAAAUACCCGUAAUCCCCAGUAAUUUCUUUGCACGGGCUAAAGCCCCACGCGCCGAAAUAUUUGUCAGAACCGAUGCCGAAUUUGCUCACAUGUUACAAAACUGGGAUGUCUUCCGACGCCGUGCGCAGAUGAUGGGGGUUGUCACCGGGUCGACGUAUUUCGGCGAGGCUUACGCUGCUCCUGCCUAUGCCAAAAUUGAAAAGUUGAAAGCUUAUCUCGUCGAUAUUUUUGAAGGCGACGAGGCACUUAAAGGCGUGGUAGGAUUCAACAGUCGGUUUCUGUUGAAUAAUACAGCAAUGGAUGUGCUGCCGUUACGACGGGAAGAAGAUGGCCGUACAACCGUGGCUCCUGAACAAAAGCUAUUUUUUGAAGAGUUUCAUCGGUUCUGGGAACGUAUGAAUACCGCCGGUUCCAGAGAACGCACCCGGUGCUGGUAUGAUCACGACUGCAUUGAUCUACUGAUUGGUGAUGUAUCGCCUUAUAUGUCUCCAAAAUUGGCAUCCAACUACAAUCAGGAAUUCGUCUUGAACGUGGAAUCCAUUAUCUUUGACACCAUGGAACAUAUUCGGGAAAUUCUUCGAGACUGGGCUGAUUUCGAAAGCAAGGAUGGCACCCUCGUACGAAUGAUGCAUCAGUAUAUUACGACCGCUAGUACCCACGAUGAUUCGAGCAAAGAAUGUCUCUUUACUCUCAAUCUGAGCUUUCCACCGUCUUUUUGCGAAUUGAGGUUUCGGCGAGAAUACGGGCGGCUGAUGACGAUCCGGCUUCUGUUUUUCAACGUGAAUGUAGCGUCGAGGAUACGUGCCACGAAGCAUAUCAGACAACUGCUGCGACAAUUGGAAUCGACGGCCGCGUUGGGGACGCGAAUGUGUGCAAGGCCCUUUUCGAGAUUGCUGAUGCGUGAUCCGAAACACUUUCAAGAAUUGUCAGCGGGCUCAAUGAGUCCAUCAUCCAAAGGUGGAUCAGUCGCGUCACCUACGCAUCGACCGCGUUCCCCGGUUUCUGGUUUCAACACCUGGUAUCUUCCUGUGGCGAUGUGGCUCACCAGUGAAUACAUUGUGCGCGAUUAUUUACGACAUAUGACUUGGUCAUGGCAGACGGAUAAUCAUCAAGAUCAAUAUCACAAAGACAAUCGAAUGAUGCCUAUUCACGAUCUUGCCUUCCAAUUUCUGUGCCAAGCUAGACUUGAUCAGGGCUAUCAAUUGGUAUCACCACGUCCGGAUAGCACCCAUUUCUAUCAAGAGAUAUCCUUGCCUACGCCAGAUAACAAAUCGUCAUUGUGCGCAAUUCAGUACUUCAUAUGGAAGGAUUCAAACAGCGGAAAGAUCACAACAGAGUUAUGGAUGGAACCAGCUGGCAAACUGGACUUUGACUAUUACGACCUUGUGAAGCGUUGGACGGUGGAACCCGAUCGGAAAACCAUUUCGCAAUUGGUGACGUUUGAUCAAAUGCAUAUGAUCGGCCGAUCCAAAAGUAAGGGCGAUUUCAAGAUGAAGCGUGCACCUUCGGCCGACAUUCCACCGAAUGAUGGAGAAAAUGCUACCAUGAUGAUGAUGUUGCCGCAGUUAUUCGAUGUGGCUUCGGUAUUACGAUCCAACAAAUUCGCCAUUGCUUCCUUCAAAGCCCCCCAAUUCGAGACUCAGCAGUUCCUGAACUCGCCCUUACCAGAGUCAAAUAUUCUACAAGUAGAGGCGGACGAUACCGAUCUUGAGCAUCCUUCGAGAUCACGAAGUGAUUCUCAUAUCUUACUGAAACGACAGCGUCAUCAGAAUUUGAAAACGGUGGGCAUCGCGCCUACUUUUCAUCAGCCAUCGAUGGUCAAAGAGAUAUGCUUACGUCCGGAUCCAGUGUUGAAUCGAAACAAAACCACCAUCGCACAACUUGAUGUUCUUGCGCAAAACUAUUCACUCCUGCAUUACUUCAUGGAACACUCACUGAGCAACUUGGCCGACGGUGAAAUAUUGAUGUCGUAUCAUGAUAUGGGGACUGAAUUUUGGGUCGAACUGAAGAAAGCCGUCGAAGCAACAUCGAUCGGACAGUGUUCCAAUACUCAUCUGGUGACAGAUUUAACCCAAAUGCGGUGUUUCAUCAUUAUCUUUGAUGUGCGUUCCUUCGUUGUGAUUUUGUUUCCAGGCCUUGAAACAGUCGCGGCGAGUCUGUCAAAAGCAUCGUCUUCUGAUAUCCCGCGAAGAAAGAUGGAUCUAUUCAUGUUCGAAUGUUUCCGGCAAAAACCGAUGCGACCUUCUAAAAGCACCUUUUUAUUCGAUAAACCGUUGGAAGAAGCAAACCGUUUACGUCUUGCGAACAUGUCGCCCGAUGAUAGUGUAACCAUUGUUCCUGUGAAUCAUCUGGUCCAUGUAGCCGAUGGGCUGGGAGAAGUGGCACGACCGCAGCUUUACGAAGGCUAUUUCAAAAGCGGCACCGGACAUUCAAGUUUAUCGGAAAGAACGCUCCGUGUGGCGCAGGACGUGGCCCGUAUUUACUCUCGCAGUUUUUUCCGAUCUUUCUACAGUUGUCUAUUGCGAGAUGUUGCUGUGGAUGACGCCGAUUUGCCCAAGAUAUUAGAGAUAUGCCAUGAAUCAUCUAUGGAGAUAGAUAUUACUCCUUUUAUAAACACCAUGGUCUCAGAGUAUCGGAGUAACGAUAAUACCAUCCUUAGCCACGAAGAUAUUCAGGACAAAUUCAAUGCCAUCGUGCGACAGUAUUUCGCGCCAUUGAAAACGAUCAGCGGACGUAACUCGUACUUGUAUUAUUAUAAACCUCCUUUUGCCCAUUUGUCGGGGACUUUGGACCAAGGAUCGUUGGAUGAAAAGAUCUCUUUCCUUAUCGAUCUGGUCGCUUAUACUCAAACUCCUCUUUUGAUGCGAUUGGAAUGCCAUUAUGAAGCGAUCAAUGAAAAAGGCGAUAUCACCAGUAUGACCGUCCCUGUUUCCUCGAUCCCUCUGUCUUACGAAGUGCAUACAGCAGACAACCGGAAAUACAACUUCACACCCAACACGAUGGGUAACGAGGAGCUGCCAUUAUACUCGAAAGAUGCGUCAGUCAGACUGCAUUUGACAUGUCUAAGUAUGACAACCGUCGAUGACGCCAAAUAUUUCCAUCUCGAGCCGUCAAUGCAGUUUGCAAAGCAGCGUUUCCUGGAUCCUAUGGCUACCCCACCGGCAUGUUUCAGCUCACUCAAUCAGGAGCAGCAGGCAGCUUUAGCAGAGACCGAAGCGCGUAUCCGUUGGUUGUUGACAGAAGAAAUCAUUCAUGGCUUUUUACAGACACCAAACAUCACCAAACCUAUCCUGGAUUAUGUGGUGGAUCAUCUCUCUUACGGCAGUCCCUUUAUUGAUUUUCCUACAGUGAUUAACGUGCCAUUCCGUUAUGUGAAAAAUCCUACAAAGACUCGCCAGACGUUUAUGGAAGAAUUCGAAAAGCGUACCCAACGCAGCGAUUGUGUAUACAAAUUCACCAAGGUGGAUGGUUGUUUUUAUAUCAGCGAAGAUUAUACGUGUACACCAGAGGAAAAAGAAAGGUUCUCGCUAUCAACGCCAGUUUCGCCGAUCAAAGUGGAGCUCGCCGAUAGAGGCAACGAUUUGAUGUCUGUUGGCGAAAAAGAAGCUGCUGCUCAAGAGCGCGAGGAAAGUCAAGAUACCGAUUAUUGUGAAGGAUUAGGAAUAAGCCUCACCCCGCCCCAGAUGAGCUCCAAGGCCGAGCAAGAUACCCCCCGUGGACGGACUUCCAACGAUAGGCGACCGCCCUACUGGUUGAUCAUUGUACCUCGAGAGCAUAAUGUUCAAAUUUACUUUUACUCGAAAUAUCAAAUGCUGAGAGAUCGAUAUGCGGUGAUUAAGCGGACAAAGGAUGUGCUGCAAGAAAUUCAGGAACGCACAAAUCAGUUAAUUCUUUUGGAAAACUUGCAAGAGACACGACUAUGCAGUCAUAGUAAAUUUUUGGAGCCGCCCAUCGAAGGUUAUGACGAUAGUGUUAGCGAGUCUGAAGAUAACGAGGAAAAGCUGGCGCCGAUGCCUGAAAGCGAAGAACCUUUGGCAGCAGUACCCCAGUUCGAACCUGGUCAUUUUAGAUGCCCAAUGGUCUUCCUGAAGAAGCUGGCUUUACAUCCACGCUUACAACCUGAAGUGGCGAUCAAAUACUUGAAAGCCGAUGUCUUGCAGUUAUUUUUGGUCCGUAACCGUCCAAACAUGUUCGUUAUCGAACGGGAGGGAUCGAUUGUUUAUUGCAGGAUAUUCGAGCAAGCUGUUCCCGUACCCACCAGCAAUGAUGAUGAAGUUGAAGGUGAAAAGAAAGUUGGAAAGGAACAAGAAGACACAGAGAAGGUUCAGGAGACCAACGGUGGCAAAACGGCGACGACGCAAGCGAAACAGUCCUCGAAAUCUGGCGGUUCGGAAGAAAGAGAACUGGUGGUUGAAGUUCACGGCAUUGAGCUGCCAUCGUGGAUCGAGAAUGAAUUUAUGGAUUUAAUCGAGAAUCGACUGAUGUCGCAUAUCACGUUGAAUGAAAUCCAACAAUUCUUCUUGAGAAACCCCACCAGUAAACCCACGGCAGCGGAUGUUCAUUUCGUAUUUCCUUUUGAUAAACCGCCCAUGGAACGAGAAUGCUUCAGAAUCCCCGAUCUCGUCAAGAGUCCUUAUACUUUGAUUACGUUCUUCAAGCAAGUUUUGAUGGGAGAUAAUAUUCGGCCCUUUAACGGCUCCAAUGUUGUGCAAGCAGUCGCCGAUUAUUAUGAACGAGCAUUCCAUCAGAAGAAGCAACCUGAAUUUGAAGCUGUCAAGUAUGCAAGUGGCGAAAACGGAAAUGAAAAUUUUCAAGGCAUCGCUUUGGGUGAGCUCUGUUUUUAUUAUAAUUGCAGCAAGCGAGUGCCGGGCACGUCGACGUCGUUGGAAUUGACUGCCGGCCAAGGGUUUGCUGGUAUCUGUAUUACGGUUGUCGACGAUACCGGGAUGCCGGUUUCUUUGUUGAAGGAAGCUCAAAGCUCUGGCGCCAAUUUUGAUCCUGAAGUGAUUAAAAGCUGUCUUCGAGACGAGUUCAGAGAUGCCACCGUGGGACUGUCGCGCUAUCAUGUGUGGAUAGAUGUUUGGACCAUGGGCUCGACCGAUGGAGGCGCUUUGAUGCAAUACAUCUACGAUUGCUAUCGACAAAGUCUUUGCGAUUAUUUUAUCGAAAAGGUAGUAACCAUCGACCUUGGAGCCGCUCUGUCGGAAGCGGGUGCACUUCAGAGAGCCAUCACAGCCAAAUCAGAUCAACGACUAAGCACGGUGGUGCGCAACAAAUUUAUUGAGUCUGUGCUUUUUAUCCUCGAAAAAGCAACCGAAUGGAAAAGUUCGACCGUUCAUUCGAUGGAUCAUAUGAUGCCUACGAUGCCUUGGGGUAUGGAUGACAUUGUCAACUAUCUGGACGUGGAGCUACGAAAAAUCGAUGCUUUGCUGCGUCCCACGGUGGCAUGGACAUCUCUUGGAAGCGAUCUGUUACGUACAGAGGCAGGCGAUGAACAUGCGACAGGACCGCCCCAUCAGUGGGAGAUUUAUCGUGGACAGGCGUACCGACAUCGGCAGCAAUUGCAGCGUAACAUUCAGCUGGUGGCAAUCAGUGGUUUGAACGAGUUUGUGGAAAAGCUAGGCAGUGUCUCUUCUCUCAAUCGGCCCGAGCGUAGAACAAGCGUAGCCAGUGAUGAAUCCAGUGUGCACGGUCACUCUCGCCACAGCUCUGUUUCUGAUCUAUCGAAAGAUAUAAAGAAGGUUUCGAAAGUAGAGGAAAAGAGUCUGCGCAGUGGAGAACAGUCAAGGUCCUCCUCCAUUCGAUCGCGAUCCUUGUCGGGCACCUUUGGAGCCAAGCAAAGAAGUGUGCCUCAAAUGGACCCGAUGAAGCACUGUUUCCUCAUCAUGACCUUGGAUGUCAAUCGUCUGGCGGUAUACUCAUACAACUGGUCGGAAAGCAUCAGCCGAGACAUAUUUGACAAGAUUUAUCGUGUAGCGUUGCGCCAAACAUCGCGCAAACAAGUGCUUGAUAACAUUCUGUGUCAGAAAAUGGGAUUAUUCCACCACAUCGAUUCCAUUCAUACUAUUAUCGAGAAUCAGUCGGCGUUGAUGUCUUUGUCGGAUACAUCAGCUGAGACGCCCGUUACUGCUAGUGCUUCUUCGCCGCAGGUGAUGUAUGCAUCCCCUCGACAACCAAAGAAACCACGAUCGACCGAUGCCUUGAGCCGAAACGAUUUGCCCACCUCUGGCUCGGUUUCCAGACGGAGUACGACCGAUUCUGUAGCAGCCAAUAUAGCGGAUUUGAAGGACAUGAUUCUUUACCCCACCGUUGUUUUAAGCCGCGAUAUCGCACUGGAUGAUGCAAAAUUAGAUUCUGAAACCUUGGACACCGACACAGAGAAUAUUUCUAGCUUGCAAACCCCGUUACAGCGAGCGGAAUUGGAUCAUGCGUUGAUGGAUUCCACAGCCAUAUCACCUACGCCACGAGAACAGGAUAUUCUACGACGUCACGGGCAGCCGUUUUUGGAAGCUUACCUGAGACGCACCAAACUGCAAGUCAUUCAUCAGAAAGCUCUCCAAGUCUACGCCAAAUGGCGAAAGCGUUACGGGGCUCCUGAAAUGGAGAUGGAUCAGGCCGAGAAAUUGACACGAGCUGAAGUGGCGACGAUUCUACGCACUUCCAGAUUACUACACUUUUGUCGAACACGAUUAUUAUUCUUCAAUCGCGACAAGGAAUGGGCCGACGUAGAGGAUGCCACAGUUGCCAAAGAAACAGCUAUUGUUUGGUACCAAACCAUGGCAAGCGCUCUUAUGAGCGAAUAUGCGGCAUAUCUUGAAAGGCUCGAUAUGCAGUUCAUCGAUUUUGGUAACUCAGAAAUAGACGACGUCGAUAGUCUGAACCCGUCGUCGUUUGCUGUGGCGAAGAAUAUGACCCUUCAUCGCCCAUCGACUUACCUGUUGCGCGUUUUCGAAGGAGGCUCGAUUAUUUGCGAGAUUCGAUUGACCAGUGUUUUCGUAUCCGUGACGCUGUAUACACUUCAUCGACAAUACGGCCGCAUGGAUUACAGGCGGUUUCAUCAAGAAACGCGAGCUAAAAAGCGGUUGAACUUUCAAAAUUUCGAAGCAAGUUGUGGUCAAUUCAAGCAAUUGAUUCACAUCAAUUCAUUCGUGUAUGAUUUUCAUUUACGAUAUAUUCAACAGUCGCUUGAAACCAAUGCCCGAUUCCCGCAAGGUCUCAAUUUAUUGGAAGUGAUCCGUAAAUUCGCCUAUUACUAUCGUAUUCCGGCACCCUAUUCACACAAUCGGAUGAUUCACGGAUUCUACGAAGUGGAGACGAAUACUGAUAUCAACACCUUUUUUGAGAACCUAUUCAAAAACGCGCCGCGACAUGGUCUCUCGAACAUUCUUGUGGAUAACAAAUACGUUGGGGCGUCGGUUACCAGUGAUGAUUUCUCUUUUUCAUCUACCAAGCAUGACGCUGCAUCUAAAUGGCGAUACAGUUUGGUCAUAUGCCCAAUGGAGAGCGAUGAGGAUGAACUCGCCAAUCCAGGCUCCGAAUCUCAGGAUACUGCACCAGCGUCCCGAUUAAGCAAUAUUGGCUUAGAGUAUUUUAUUCUCAUUGUGAAGCAAGGCGAUAUUACUCCGGAAAGCAUGAGCAAACCGAACCGUGCGACAGGCGAAAAAGCCAAGCACGAUCCAAUGGACGAAAUUGUGCUACCGGAAGAAGGUCAUACGUUGAAGGAUAUCGUACAAAAUACGCGCAACAGAUUGGAUGUGAUCACUUCAGAGGUUAUCAUGUGCUGCAAGCGCAUUCAUGACUGGAAGCAGUUGUAUUCUGCUGAAACCAGCGAUAAUAGCUUGAGUGGGGAUGAACGUCCGGAUUUGGUUCAGCUGAUGGAUGAAUUUGAUCGGAUCGAUAUUACUGCCGUCGAUGAUAAUAUGGCGACCCUUUUCCGUCUGAAACUAGACUGGAACGUGAUAUUUGACAUCAUUCUAUACACGAAAAAGGGUAGCGCCAAGUGUAUCUGUAAAGGCGGGCGUCGACACUUGUUAAUUUACAGCGCUCGUUAUAUGGAUUACAUGAUCCAUCUGCAACUCAAUAGUAGCGAUCAGAUUGAGGGAUGGAUGGUGAGCAGGGAAACAAGAAAGGAGAAAACCCGAUUUGAAGGCGCUGAGCUAGAACAAAUCGCCAAUUUGGGCAGGAUAUUCUGCUACUUUAUGUGGAGACAAGCAGUGGCCGAUGAUAACUGAUAAACCCCUCCUAAUUGAACGGCCCCUUGCACACUAAUUUUUCUGUACAUUAACCAUCGAAUACUAGCAAGGUAUUGUUGUAUAUAUAUAAAUAGUGA
This is a messenger RNA of Radiomyces spectabilis, 10339 nucleotides long. RefSeq lists its product as uncharacterized. Bases 15 to 10241 code for a protein of 3408 amino acids. Gene Ontology annotation, cellular component: peroxisome. NCBI's taxonomy places the organism in Eukaryota, Fungi, Mucoromycota, Mucoromycetes, Mucorales, Radiomycetaceae. The record is from RefSeq and is a predicted model, not a curated record. The transcript is spliced from 13 exons.